Molecule: messenger RNA, 1295 nt
Organism: Humulus lupulus (European hop)
Lineage: Eukaryota; Viridiplantae; Streptophyta; Magnoliopsida; Rosales; Cannabaceae
Exons: 1
Coding region: 242-922 (226 amino acids)
Source: RefSeq, a predicted model, not a curated record
UUUUCUUCUGGAAGAAUCAAAGAAUCAUUGACAAUUCUGAUCCAUUUUAACACCUAAAACCAGUCUAGUCAAGACUGCUCUAAGCUCUUUUUCACAACUUCCCAUAUAUUUUAGAUCACCACACUUAGAAUUUUUCUCGGAAAAUGAACUCACUUUUUUCUCUUUUAUUUUCUCUCUCUUUCUUUCUUUAUCUUUUUUCUCCAUAGAUCUCCACCUCCAAGCCCUAAUCUUUAAAAAAAAAAUGCAAUCGAGUCCUAAAAACAAUAAAUCCUUUUCUGCCCCAAAGAAAAAGAAGCAAUCAACAACAAAACCCAUAACUCUCUCUCCCCAAACUCAUCCACAAUCAUUAUCAAACUCACCAUUCAAAUUCAAAUUCAAAGCUUUCAAUUUCACCACUAUAAAAGAAAACCCUUACCGAACCACCACUGACCUCAAAACCAUGGCUGCGCUUCAGAGAUUCAAGCUCCUCGCCACGCAGUGCGGCGUCACACAGAGUCCGACUCGGAGCCCGAGGACUUCGCCUGUCGUCCACCUCCGUCGCCGGAAAACCACCCUCCGCAUGCUUCUCGGCCGAUCGAAAACCGUCAACUACCGCUCGCCGCCUCGCCAUGGAAACUCCAAUUCCUCCCCCUCCUCCUCCGUCAUCGAGCGGUUCCGAUUGUUGAAGGCGGCUCCGCCGGAGAAAUCUCCUCCGGUGAAGAGGAACAGUCUGAAGGAGCUUUUCGGGUCUUCGUCUCCGAUGGAAGUGGAAGGAGAAGGAGUUUAUAAGGAGAAUAGAUUGUCGGUUAUGGUUAGCGGAGGUGGCGGUUUGACCGGUUUGCAAUCUGGAUCGGGUUCGCCCCGACCCGGUUGGUCGGGUUUCCGUUAUAGGUCGUUAUUAAGAAGAGCUUGGCGCCCUAUGCUGGUUUCUAUCCCUGAGUAAAACCAAGUUAUUUACUACUGUUAUUAUUAUAUUAGAAAAAAAUGUUAUUAAUUUUUACAUUUUUGAUCCUAUUUUAAGGACUAAUUACUAGAAUUUACUCUAAAUUUUAGCUACGGAAUGAAAUCAUAUCGAUUUGACCCAAAAAAAAAAUAAAUCAUAAUCUCUUGCUUUUGUUAUUUAUAUUUAUUUUUCGAUGGGAAAAGAAUUGGGCUUAAUUUACUUUGAAACAAUUUGAAUGGUAAGUUUUAUUUGUAUUAUUUCAAUUAAAAAGGCCAUUAAAUUCCCUAUGUAUUAAAUUUCCAAUCAUGCUCUGUGCUACUUGUUAAGUGUUAGAUAAUAUCAUGUUAAUAUAGUACAAAUUUGCUUUUGAUCU